Knipowitschia caucasica is the source of this 1554-nucleotide messenger RNA. The record is from the annotation of a GenBank genome assembly. Lineage: Eukaryota; Metazoa; Chordata; Actinopteri; Gobiiformes; Gobiidae.
AUGGCGGCUCACAUGUCGAGGUGUAGAACCUGGAGUGGUGUCCGGAGGUUUGGUAUCGCAGCCUACAGAAAGUAUAGUAGUGGUGGUUCAUACCCAAAUAUAUCACUGUCAACGCCACUACCUGGGAUCCCCAAACCUCUGUUUGCAUCUGUUGAUGGACAUGAAAAAUAUGAAACCAAGAUAACCACUUUAGAAAAUGGCCUCAAAGUGGCUUCUCAAAACAAGUUUGGCCAAUUUUGCACAGUUGGAAUUUUAGUAAACUCUGGAUCAAGGCAUGAAACAAAGUAUCCCAGCGGAAUAGCACAUUUUUUAGAAAAACUGGCAUUUUCUUCUACAGCACAGUAUGGAAGUAAAGAUGAAAUUCUCCUCACCCUUGAGAAACAUGGGGGUAUUUGUGACUGUCAGACAUCAAGAGAUACCACAAUGUAUGCAGUAUCUGCAGAAGUGAAGGGACUGGACACAGUGGUCAGUCUUUUAUCAGAUGCAGUGUUACAGCCACGUCUUUUAGAUGAGGAGAUUGAAAUGACACGAAUGGCAAUACGCUUUGAGCUAGAAGAUCUAAACAUGAGGCCAGACCCCGAACCUUUACUUACUGAGAUGAUCCAUGCUGCAGCAUACAGAGGGAACACAGUAGGAUUACCACGAUUUUGUCCAGUUGAAAAUAUUGACAAAAUCGACAAGAACAUCCUUCAUAACUAUCUUCGCAACUAUUACUGUCCUGAGCGCAUGGUCCUUGCUGGAGUAGGUAUUGACCAUGAGCAGCUUGUGGAAUGUGCUAAAAAGUAUCUGCUAAACGUGAAGCCAGCCUGGGGCAUUGGUGCGCCACCAAAUGUGGACAUGUCUGUGGCACAGUACACUGGAGGAAUCAUUAAGAUGGAGAAGGACAUGUCAGAUGUGAGCCUAGGCCCAACCCCUAUUCCAGAGCUCACACACAUCAUGAUUGGCCUGGAGAGUUGCUCCUUCUUGGAGGAAGACUUUAUCCCAUUUGCUGUGCUAAAUAUGAUGAUGGGUGGAGGGGGCUCAUUUUCAGCUGGAGGGCCCGGUAAAGGAAUGUUUACCCGCCUUUAUCUAAAUGUACUGAACAGGCAUCAUUGGAUGUACAAUGCUACAGCAUACCAUCAUAGUUAUGAGGACAGCGGACUACUUUGCAUCCAUGCAAGUGCUGACCCCCGACAGGUGAGAGAAAUGGUGGAAAUCAUAACCAAAGAGUUUAUUCAAAUGACUGGCACUGCAGGGGAGAUGGAACUUGAGCGAGCCAAGACACAACUCAAGUCGAUGUUGAUGAUGAACUUAGAGUCUCGUCCUGUAAUUUUUGAGGAUGUUGGCCGUCAAGUUUUGUCCACCGGAAAAAGGAAGCUACCGCAUGAACUUUGUGAAUUAAUCAGCAAUGUGACGGCUGCUGAUAUCAAGCGCGUGACCACAAAGAUGCUGAGGAGUAAGCCUGCAGUGGCUGCUCUGGGAGACCUGACGGAGCUGCCUUCAUAUGAACACAUUCAAACCGCUCUUUCCAGUAAAGACGGACGACUGCCGCGCAUGUACCGCCUCUUCAGAUAG